ACUAGACAGAUCCGCCAAACAGACAGACAUUUCAUGGGCUUGAAGCUUCUUCCAUUUGAAAGUAUAUCUGCGACAGAAUCCAACACUAUGUACCGCAUCCUCCUGUUGCUCUGUGCAGGUCUUUCCCUGUCUACCUGCGACAUCACUGUCCCGCUAAACUCCAGUAUUUCCCUUCCUUGUCUUCCUGACAAAGCCCCUACACUGGUUGACUCUACAUACACCUGGAGCGUCACGUCUAAUCAGACACAGCAGCAGCACAUACUGGAGGAGAAGAGUAACAUCUUGAACUUCAGAAGCAUAAAUACCUCUGACAGCGGACAGUACAAGUGUGUGCAGGAAGGCUAUAAAGGAGAGGGUCGUGUGAGGUUAAGCAGAACAUUCACGAUACGUGUGGAAGAACCCCCACCUUUUCAGGAAUGGCAGGUCAUCAAAGUAGAAGCUAUGAAUGAUGUCACGCUUCCAUGCCAGGUUAACGGAUUUCUCUCUUCCAGAGAAACAAAAUCACCCCCUGUUGUCUGGAAACGAGAGAAAGAAGGUGUGGUCGUGCUUCUCAAGCCUGUCAAAGAAACAGACAGGCAAGAAGAGAGAGACCUGACACUUCAGAGGGUUUUCUGGAACAACAGGUCUGAUGAACAGGACUGGGCGAUUAAAAUUAGUCAGGCCAGAGAGGAAGACGCUGGGAUGUACCAGUGUGUCAUAACAGAAUCAUCUCAUACGCUGUUGGUGGAGCUGGAAGUGCAAGCCCCUCCUCCACCCCGCUGCCUUGGCCACACCGACCCAUGGGAGGCCUGUUUGGAUCCAAACAGCAGAUCAGGGAGGGCAAUUGUGCAGGAAUCACUCAGAGAAUUCGCCACCUCUGUGUACAGCAAUCUUAAAGGUUCAAAACCCAAAACCAACUUGAUCUUCUCCCCAGUCAGCAUUGCUGCAGCUCUUUAUAACUUGCUUUUGGGUGCUCGAGGUGAGACCAGGAAACAGUUGGAAGAUGCUCUCAAGCUUCCUCCAAAAUUCUCCUGCUUGCAUUCUGAAAUAAAGAAUCUGAAACAAGUGAUGAAGGACACGCUGGGAAUGGCCUCUGCCAUAUUUUAUACCCCAGAGCAACAGUUGGGAGAAGCUUUUAUCAACCAAUCACUGGAGUUCUAUGAUGCCAUGCCACAGAAGCUGACCAAUGACAGCGAUCUAAACGUGAAGCUCAUCAAUGAAUGGGUAGCAGAUAAGACAAACAAGAAAAUCACCGAGUUAAUUACAGAGGUGGAUCCCUCCACUUCGUUUGUUCUGUUAAAUGCCGUCUACUUUAAUGGUAAAUGGAAGACAGUAUUUGAGUCCACAAACAAACCGGAUAAGUUCACUACAUUUUCUGAUCAGGCCAAAGAUGUCCCGACUCUCUACAGCUCCAAAUACAGCCUUCAAAUGGGUUACUUCAAAAAUUUAAAGGCUGAGGUAGGAAAGUUCCCUCUUACAGGCAAAAACAGCCUGUACAUACUGGUCCCGUCCACACCGUCAGAAAAGGACUUCUUAUUGAUGGAGAACAAUAUAAACUACAAAACUAUUGAAGAAAUGGUUUCCAAGAUGAACAAAAUGCCAAUCCAAACUGCUGAGGUCACACUGCCUGUAAUUAAACUGACUGAGAUCACACCACUGGAGAAGUUACUGAGGAAUCUGGGUUUGUCAGAUCUCUUCUUAAAUCCUAACUUGUGCGGAAUGUUUCCGGGUGAAUCUGAAUCAUUCAUCUCAGAUGUUCGUCAUAGUGCUUCUCUCUCGCUCACGGAGAAGGGAGUGGAGGCCGCCGCAGCCACAAGCAUUUCUUUUUCUCGCUCCUCCUCUUCAUUCUCGGCUUUACAGCCCUUCAUUCUGGUGCUGUGGGACGAUGAGGCUGCCAUUCCUCUUUUCAUGGGAAGAAUUAUUGAUCCAUAAAAAAAGAGAGAGAGAAAGACAUCACAGUAGUGUUCUGCCGCAAAAAAAUAAAUACUGAAACUUUCUGUUGUACAUUCAUUCAUUUAUCACAAACAAAUGCAAAUGUAACAAUAUCAUGUUAUGCAUAGAAUAAGAAUGCAUGCAGAAUCUCUGUCAUUAAAGAUGUACUUUACAUCAUG
Rhinichthys klamathensis goyatoka is the source of this 2090-nucleotide messenger RNA. It is a transcript of the gene serping1, whose product is annotated as serpin peptidase inhibitor, clade G (C1 inhibitor), member 1. The coding region runs from base 34 to 1911 and encodes 625 amino acids. NCBI's taxonomy places the organism in Eukaryota, Metazoa, Chordata, Actinopteri, Cypriniformes, Leuciscidae. Gene Ontology annotation, molecular function: serine-type endopeptidase inhibitor activity. The transcript is spliced from 10 exons. Gene Ontology annotation, biological process: negative regulation of endopeptidase activity. The record is from RefSeq and is a predicted model, not a curated record.